AUGGCUGCCCAACAUUCGCCCAAUGGGCCGCUCACGCACCAGCAACACUACCCUCCCGCCUUCCACCAGCAGCCGCCGGGCCCGCCGCCACCGCCCAACGGAGUCAUGCACCCGCAACAACAGCAACAGGUCAAGAGCGCUACCGCACAGAGGCUGGCGAACGCCAACGAAGAGGUGUGGAUGGCGAUCGGGCAGGCUAGCGAAGCGCUCGGCGAUUACGAUGGAGCGUCGCACGCCUAUGAACGCGCCAUGGUCCACAACCAGUGGUCCGUCCGCGCCAUGCUCGCCAUCUCGUGCAUCUUGCGCGCCAAAGAGCAGUUUACCGCCGCCGUCGAAUAUCUGCGAAACAUCCUCAAGAUCGAGAGCCAGAACGGCGACGUGUGGAGCAGCCUGGGGCAUUGCUACCUCAUGAUGGACGAUUUGCAGCAGGCUUACUCUGCCUACCAACAAGCCCUCUACCAUCUUCCCGACCCCAAGGAACCCAAGUUGUGGUAUGGCAUUGGCAUUCUGUACGACCGCUACGGAUCGCUGGAUCACGCCGAGGAGGCCUUUUCGCAAGUCAUGCGCAUGCAGCCGAACUUUGAAAAGGCCAACGAGGUCUACUUUCGCCUGGGCAUAAUUUACAAGCAGCAACAGAAAUUCCAGUCCAGCUUGGAGUGCUUCCGCUACAUCGUCACUGACCCCCCAAGACCCCUGAGCGAGGAGGAUAUCUGGUUCCAGAUCGGCCAUGUGCACGAGCAACAGAAAGACUACGACUCUGCAAAGUCCGCGUACACGCGUGUCCUCGAACGCGACCCCUCGCACGCCAAGGUCUUACAGCAGCUGGGCUGGUUGCACCAUCAGCAAAGCACCAGCUUCAGCAGCCAGGAACAAGCCAUUGAGUAUCUCGAGAAGUCGGUCAAUUCUGACCAAACCGAUGCACAAAGCUGGUAUUUGCUCGGGAGAUGCUACAUGUCGCAGCAGAAAUACCCGAAGGCGUACGAGGCCUACCAGCAAGCCGUCUAUCGUGACGGCCGAAACCCUACCUUCUGGUGCUCGAUUGGUGUGCUGUACUAUCAGAUCAACCAGUACAGAGAUGCGCUCGAUGCAUACUCUCGCGCCAUCCGCCUGAACCCGAACAUCUCCGAAGUGUGGUACGAUCUGGGCACGCUCUAUGAGUCUUGCAAUAACCAGACCGGCGACGCGAUUGACGCAUACAAUCGUGCGGCCGAACUCGACCCGACCAACGUCCAUAUCAAAGCUCGGCUGGCUUUGCUCAACGGGCAGCCCACCAAUGGUCUUCCCAACCAAGCCGGCGCCCCAUUGCCGCAAGAUGUACACCCCCAGGCGUACCAACAGCCUGGUGCCCUGGGAGCUCCUGCCGUGCCUCAAUGGCCUGGACACGCCAAUCACAACCCUCCUACUGGCCCGGCGCCGCCUCCUUUGGCCGCCGGCAACAAUUGGGGCAACAAUCGCCUCGCUGAAAUGCAGAGUGCGCAGCCCAUGCCAGGGCAGCCCUCGAACCAUUUUAAUCAACGCGACCUAGCACCGCCUGCAGGGUCCAUGCACCAGCCUAGUCCGCCCCGCCAUGACCAGUCGCGACAGUAUCAGCCAGAGCAGCCGCCGGCGCGACAAGCUCCGGCGCACCGGGGCUUGUCGCGGUCGCCGAAGAUGCAGCUCUCUGGGCCGCCGGCAUAUCCACACGCGCCGCAGCAUCCGUCGCAUCCAUCCCUUCCCCAUCCUUCCGUGCCCCCGCCGCAAGAUGCACAUCGGCCAGCAUACGGUGCUCCCUCUUCCCACAUGCACACGUCCUCUGGUACUCCGCAAAAUGCCCUUGCGCCGUACGGCCGACCGGCGGAGUCGUCGUCAUCAGACGGCCGACCUCCUCAUCAACCCGUGACCUCUCCUCGUGGUGUGCAGUACCCUCGGUCUCACGCCGACUCUCACCCCACCUCCGCCUCUCAUGCCGGGAACUCACGUCCUCCGAGCACAGCUCCGCCGGCUACAGCAGCUGACAUUGGUGCUCGGGAGCGGGAAGAGAGGGCAUCUAGUACGGUGCCUGUCAAGCGUUUGCGCGAGUGGGAGGACGACUCGAGCUCGAGUUCGAAGAAGCUCUCCACGGACGAAAGUCGGUCCAGGUUGGAUGAAAUCAAAACGCAGCGCGCAUCUCCCGGCGAGAAGCUCACGCCGCCCCGACCGAGUCCCUCGGAGCUCCGACGAGGAGAAGAGCCACGGCCGCCAUCAGCCUACAGGCCGUCGGAAGCCGCCCACCACCCUCCAACCCUGCCAUCCGUUAUGGCAAUCACUCAGCCUUCGCCCGCGCCUCCUCCCUCGCUUCCUCCUCAGGAAGAAACAGCGCGAGCGCCGUCAGUCCCACAACCGGCCCCGGCCUUUGAACCCGCGGCGCGCAAGAUGGAAGUCGAUGAGAAUUAUGACGAUAGCGGCGAUGACAAGCCGGCUACGAAGCAGGAAAGCCAGAAGAGUAGCCCCAAGCCAUUGGCAGUGGCGGCGGCGUCGAGCGAUGCUGCUGCUGCUUCCACCCCUGUCCCCACCUCUGCUCCUGUUGCUGGUGCGGUGUCUCAAGCGCCCACGAACGGGACGUCGGAACAGCAGGCAUAG
Neohortaea acidophila is the source of this 2598-nucleotide messenger RNA. RefSeq lists its product as uncharacterized. Lineage: Eukaryota; Fungi; Ascomycota; Dothideomycetes; Mycosphaerellales; Teratosphaeriaceae. The transcript is spliced from 5 exons. The coding region runs from base 1 to 2598 and encodes 865 amino acids. The record is from RefSeq and is a predicted model, not a curated record. Gene Ontology annotation, biological process: regulation of gene expression. Gene Ontology annotation, molecular function: chromatin DNA binding; protein binding; RNA polymerase II cis-regulatory region sequence-specific DNA binding.